Molecule: messenger RNA, 1083 nt
Organism: Myzus persicae (green peach aphid)
Lineage: Eukaryota; Metazoa; Arthropoda; Insecta; Hemiptera; Aphididae
Product: innexin inx2-like
Exons: 1
Coding region: 1-1083 (360 amino acids)
Biological process (GO): phototransduction
Cellular component (GO): plasma membrane; gap junction
Molecular function (GO): gap junction channel activity
Source: RefSeq, a predicted model, not a curated record
AUGAUCGACAUUUUUAGUUCCGUUAAAGGUCUGGUAAAGUUGGACACGGUGUGCAUCGACAACAACAUAUUCCGUCUUCACUACAAAGUAACCGUCAUCGUGCUGGUCAUAUUCUCAUUAAUCGUCACCACCCGACAGUACGUUGGUGACCCGAUAGACUGCUUAGUAAACGGUGUGCCUACUCACAUAAUGGAUUCAUUUUGUUGGAUACACUCGACGUUCACCGUGGACAAAAAAGUCAGAGGCCGAAUCGGCAAAGACAUCGUGCAACCUGGAGUCGGGCCCUACCGGGAAGGCGAAGACGCGGUCAGUUACCACAAGUAUUACCAGUGGGUGUGUUUUGUCCUGUUCUUUCAAGCUGUGUGCUUCUACAUACCUAGGUACUUGUGGAAGAUAUUAGAAGGUGGCCGGAUACGGGUGCUGGUUAACGAGCUCAAAGUCGUUAUGGCCGACAGAGAACAAAAAUCCAAUAGUAUACGUCAGCUUGUAGAUUACUUCGUCGUCAAUUUGCACACGCACAACUUAUACGCCAUGUGGUUUUUUAUUUGUGAACUGCUGAACUUUGUCAAUGUCGUUUCUCAAAUGCUGUUCCUCAACUACUUCUUCGAAGGUGAGUUUAGAACGUACGGUCUUGAUGUUUUCCGGUUCACCAUCAUGGAUCCCAGGGAACGAGGGGAUCCCAUGUCCCGGAUAUUCCCCAAAGUCACCAAGUGCACAUUUGAAAAAUACGGUACAUCCGGUUCCAUUCAGAAAUUAGAUGGAUUAUGCUUAUUACCAUUGAACGUAGUCAACGAAAAAAUCUACGUAUUCCUGUGGUUCUGGUUUUUGUUCAUUGCUAUGCUGAGUAGUUUCAACUUGGUGUACCGUACAGCUGUCUUGAUAUCGUCCAAGUUGCGAUUGUUGUUGUUGAAAAAGAAAUCUCGUCUAUCUCCUUGGAAUGAAUUGAUUACGAUAAACGAAAAAUUCGAGAUUGGCGAUUGGUUUGUUUUACACCAGAUAGGCAAGAACUGCGAGUCUACGAUAUUCAAGGAACUUGUAUCAGAUUUAGCUCACAACUUUAACGACUUUAUAACGGAUGUGUAG